This is a messenger RNA of Conger conger (European conger), 1922 nucleotides long. RefSeq lists its product as uncharacterized. NCBI's taxonomy places the organism in Eukaryota, Metazoa, Chordata, Actinopteri, Anguilliformes, Congridae. The coding region runs from base 4 to 909 and encodes 301 amino acids. The record is from RefSeq and is a predicted model, not a curated record. The transcript has 8 exons.
GACAUGGGCUGGAACAAAUUCAGAGACACUCUCAAAAUGCGCGUCACGUUACUUCUGCUCUGUUACGUUUAUGCUUUGAAAGGCCAGGUUUUCCAGUAUCCAGGGUGGGUGAACGUGGAGGAUGGUGGUACCGUCAGGUUACUGUGCCGUACGGAAACUAUACUUUGCAACAACUUUGUUUGGACGAAAAUAGACCCCAGGACCAAGAAGCUUAUUACCAUGAUAAAUGAUACCAACGAUACUUGCGUCAGUGACGGACAAGCGACUGAAUUGGUUAAGGUCAUUAGAAACGCAAACGUGAAUGACUCCGGGACUUACUACUGCUCAGUGGAAUUGCAAAAGAUGCCCUUCGUCGGCAACGGGUCAAUUGUAAUAGUGACACAAGCAAAGAGAACCGAGCCCCCUCCGGUCGACAUUCUCUGGCCGCGUAGCGCCCAACCCCGCAUCCCUCUCCUGUGUGUGGUCUCCGGAGUCGUCCCGUCUGAAGUUCGCGUGUUCUGGGUCAUAGACGGGGAAGAGGACAGCGGGUUUACCGAGUCGUUUUGGACAAAAGACGGCGGGGAGGUGGUAGAGUCCGCCCAAAACCUGGUUCUGGUUCCUGCGGAGGAGUGGGAGAGAGGAGUCGUGUGCACGUGCGUGGUGGAGUAUGCCGGGAAGAACUUUUCAAAAAGCGUCCAAAAUGGAGGGAACCCUGACGCAUGCGCGGUGCUCCUCUACGGAGCUCUCGCUGGAGCGGCCCUCACCGUCAUCGUGGCGAUCUGCAUCUCUGUCUCCUUACUUCGCGGUCGUUCUGUGAGAAGCGAUGGAGACUCACGGGAACAGAGAAGAACCACGAACUUGGAGCCCAGACACCGUUCUGGGAAGCAACGAAGGGGAUCGCCGAUUGAUCAGACUAUGUCGCCAAGUUAAAGGAUGAUCUAAUGCCAGCAAGACACCUGGACAUGAUUGAUAAAGUGGACAGACCAGCCGAUGCCAGAGCUGAAGGUCUAUUUGCCGACGCCGGAAACGAUGAUGAAGGUGGCGUCUAUGCUUAUGCGGGAGCGGGGCACGCGAAGGCUGAGUAUAGCGUGUUUGAGGCGGAAGCGAAUGGGCCGAACGCUUCAGCAGAGUUAGUCGUUUCCCAGUCUAGGGUAAACGCAAUGGCCAGAGCUGAGUUGGCCAGCGUUUCGGCGAGCGAUGGCCUGCUGAAGGUGAAGGCGGGCCUGGGGGUCGACACCGGAGUGAGUACUGGUGCGGAUGGAGUGGAGGUGAAGGUUCUAGGCACCGGUGUAAGAAUUGGUCCAAAGCCUGCAAUAGCCGUGCUGGGAUCUGAAGUAGAAUGCUCCAUUAUGUGACUGUCCGUAUAAGAACGACCGAAAUCUUUCUGACAUUGUCGGGGAAAAUUCACAGAACAAAAGAUCUCCCUCCUAAAAGCAUGAUAAACAAUCACAAGACAAAACCAGACUCCACCUUAGUGAGCAGGCUGGUUCCUCCAAUACUCUCGACGAUGUAUGCUAAAAGUGUAUCAAUAUAUCCAUAUUAAGGUAUGAUAUGUACCCUGUAUAGUUUCAAACUGAUUAACUGCUAAAUUGUGCUAGAAUUACACAGUGAACCUCUAUGUAACCGGAAUAAAUAAAGCAGCCAGCUGGCGUCUCGAACUGUGUCAAGGACAGCGGGCAAAGCGAGAUAUGCCUUUACAGCUGGUUUCUCCGAGAUUCUCGAUGUUUUAUGCCAGAAGUGUAUCUAUAUGCAAGUGACUUAUAAUGAAUAUAUCCCAUGUACGCUGCUUGUUAUCAAAUCAAAUGAACCUAGAAUAUUAAUUAUAGCUGAGCUUAUGAAAACGCAAGAAACCACAGUGAAAACUGUUGAAAUGAGAGCAAGGAAUGCAAAGAAUGCGACGUACAUUUACUCACUUAGAAGAGAAUAAUUAAUCAAAUGUUUAG